GAGGCAAGAGACAAAUUCUCUGUAAUUGUAUCUGCCUGAAAUCAUCAAUAAACACAUCUAGCCGCCGUGGAAGUUUACUCACGGGGUGUUACCACGUUAUUUCACGUGUUUCACUUUCUCUCUACUUUUACUCUCUCGUUUUUUCUUCUCCUUCUUCAUCGGAUUUCUGCGUUGAUUUUGCUGUCAUCUAUGCCCGAGUCUUGGGAUACUGUUGUUGCUGCAAUUAGUAGUUCUCGUGGGUCUGAGAAGCUGAGGUUCGAUGAAAUCCGUGAUGUUGUUCUUAGCGAAAGUAUUCGCAAGAGAGAAAUGGGUGAUUCAUCGGGUAGUGCUCUCAGCGUUGACCGAAGGGGUAGAAGCAAGUCCAAGGGCCAACAUCAACAUGGCCGAUCAAAAUCAAAGAAUCGAGGCAAGUCUCCGAAUACAUCCAAUAUAUCUUGUUGGAAUUGUGGAGACAAAGGGCACUUUAAGGCGGAUUGUAAGAAGCCAAAGAAGAAGCAGAAUCAGAAAUCUGGAGAUGACGGUGAUUCUGUAAAUUCAGCAGAGGAUAUUGGGGAUGCUCUAAUCCUCAGUGUGGACAGCCCAGUUGAAUCCUGGAUUUUGGAUUCUGGUGCAUCCUUCCAUUCGUCACCAAGCAAGGAGUUGUUCCAAAAUUUCAAAUCUGGAAAUUUUGGGAAGGUGUAUCUUGCUGAUAACAAGGCCUUGGUGAUUGAAGGGAAAGGAGAUGUCUCCAUAAAAACACCAACGGGAAAUCAAUGGACAUUGAAAGAUGUCAGAUAUAUUCCUGGUCUCAAGAAGAAUCUGAUCUCUAUUGGUGAGUUGGAUAACACGGGCUAUGCAGCAGAGUUUGGGAAAGGUUCUUGGAAGAUUGUGAAAGGUGCUAUGGUUGUAGCACGAGGCACAAAAUUUGGAACUUUGUACACCACUACAGGGUGUAUUAACAUGGCUGCUGAUGCUGAUGGUGUUUCCAGUUCAAAGAAGAGAAAUAAGCUUGAUGCCAAGGCUGUGAAGUGUUACUUCAUAGGCUAUGGUUCUGAUUUGUUUGGUUACAGGUUUUGGGAUGACAAGAACAGAAAAAUCUUGAGACAUUGUGACGUGACAUUUGAUGAGUCUGUCCUUUAUAAGGACAGAGAGCAGAAGGUUCCAGAGACUACGAAGCAAGUGGGAGUUGAGGUUGAGUUGGAGAAAAGUACCCCCAUAAAUGUUGAAGCAGAAACUCAACCAACACCAGACACUGUUGCUGAAGAACCUAAGGUGGAGCAAGUGACACCUGAGCAGGUGUUGAGGAGAUCAUCCAGGAUUAGCAGGGUACCAGAUAGUAAGUAGAGGUUGUAAUGCCUAUAUAUAUUCUCCUUUGUAGCUAAUUUUUUAGAGAGAGGCAAGAGACAAAUUCUCUGUAAUUGUAUCUGCCUGAAAUCAUCAAUAAACACAUCUAGCCGCCGUGGAAGUUUACUCACGGGGUGUUACCACGUUAUUUCACGUGUUUCACUUUCUCUCUACUUUUACUCUCUCGUUUUUUCUUCUCCUUCUUCAUCGGAUUUCUGUGAGUGUUCUUGAUUCGAUCCUAACAGAAAGAAAGCUUCCCGUGAAAGAAGGCAAAGAAGCUUGCGCCCUACUAAACUCGUCAUCAAAAAAAUUUACAAAAGCAAUCACAAUCAAAGACAUAUUCUUCCCUAAUGUCCAACCUAAGAAGGAUGGUGAUGCCGACACUCUAAGAGCCAUUAGAGAUUUGAAGAAAUACAUGGAUCACUU
Messenger RNA from Cuscuta campestris, 1749 nucleotides. The record is from the annotation of a GenBank genome assembly. Lineage: Eukaryota; Viridiplantae; Streptophyta; Magnoliopsida; Solanales; Convolvulaceae.